Eruca vesicaria subsp. sativa (arugula) is the source of this 864-nucleotide messenger RNA. The record is from the annotation of a GenBank genome assembly. Lineage: Eukaryota; Viridiplantae; Streptophyta; Magnoliopsida; Brassicales; Brassicaceae.
AUGGAUAUACCGGUGCCACAACAACCUCCUGCUCAGCCCUUGGAAGAUGAAGAACCUCCUCCUCCUCAGCCCUUGGAAGAUGAACAACCUCGUCCUCAGCCCCUGGACACAAAUAUCUCAGCUUUUUAUCUUCUUUUAAUUUGUUUUUCUUUGUUCUAUAUUGUGGUUGGUCGCCAUCCACCACCACGACCUCAGCUGUUCGUCAAUUUCUGGGGAAAUGAACUAAGCAACGGCUUCGUGAGCCAUGUAGUGAAGGCCUUGGAAGACGCAGGGGUCAACGUUUUCAAAGAUAGCAAUGAGCUGAAAGUAAGAGACACUGAAACUAUCAUCAAGAAGAUCGACAACUCAAAAAUCGCACUUGUGAUAUUCUCUGACCGGUUCUCGGAGUCAGAAUGGUGCUUAAAUGAGGUGGUAAGGAUGGCUAAUCGUGUGAAGGACAGCAAACUCAGAGUGAUCCCUGUCUUCUACAGGGUGAGCACAUACGACGUCAAAAAUUUCAAAGGUAAAUUUGGAAGCGCUUUUGAAGAAACGGUGCAGAAACAGUCAGCUGAAGUGAAGCAUGUGGCAGAACUUUGGAUGGGCUCUGUGAAGUCUGUUUCCUCCAAACCCGGCCUCACCUCAGAAAUACACAGCGUUGAUAGUAAUCUUGUGGACGCGAUUGUUGAGGAUGUUAAGAGACAGCUACCUGAAAUAUUCACUAAAAGUAAUUUGUUCAUUCUAGAAGAGCUCUUUUUCGCUCUUGUUUUGGCUGCUCUCUCUAAGUUCGUAGCACCUCUAGUGUUCGCGGACACGAGUUUCUUCGAGACUCCUCAAUGGUUUGUGGGUGUUUCGCUUUUAGUUCUAGUCCACAGGAGGUACUUCUGA